AAAUCGCUAGCUGCAAAUCUUGGUGUGAGCACCGGAAAACACCUUUCAGAAUUAUGUAAGUUUGAGUACCCAGAAUAUAUGAAGUAUUGCCUAUGGUUGCUAGCCAAGGUUGCUGUCAUAGCCGCUGACAUACCCGAAGUGAUUGGGACAGCCUUUGCACUAAAUAUACUAUUUCACAUGCUAGUUUGGACCAGAGUUCUCAUCACUGGUUUAAGCACUCUCUUACUUCUUGGCCUGCAGAGAUACGAGAUCUUCAAAAUCAUUUUUUGCUUUUGGGUUGUGGGUUUGAUAUGGUCUGAUUAUGGUGGUUUGUGUGUUGCGGUUGUUGAGGGUGGUGGUGGUGGUGCUGCCUGCUGA
Quercus lobata is the source of this 357-nucleotide messenger RNA. RefSeq names its product metal transporter Nramp5-like. Gene Ontology annotation, biological process: manganese ion transport; iron ion transmembrane transport. The record is from RefSeq and is a predicted model, not a curated record. NCBI's taxonomy places the organism in Eukaryota, Viridiplantae, Streptophyta, Magnoliopsida, Fagales, Fagaceae. Gene Ontology annotation, molecular function: manganese ion transmembrane transporter activity; cadmium ion transmembrane transporter activity. The transcript is spliced from 4 exons. Gene Ontology annotation, cellular component: plasma membrane. The annotation marks the transcript as partial.